AUGACCGUUGACAAGGAAGCGUUUAUUGAAUGUUAUGUCAAAGGUAAUCGCUUCGACAUGUUGACGAGUAAUAUCAGUGAAAGCUUAAAUGCAUCGUUAUUAUCAGAAAGGCAACUUGGUGUAUACGGUGCUAUGGCGGAAAUAGUUCGCAAGAUUGGAGAACUCUUCCAGAAGCAAAGAGAAAAGUGUGCAACAUUUCUUAGCACCUUACCCCCGGUCGAAAGCGAUUUCUUAGCUCCAACAGCAAGAAGUCCAGAAGAUGUCAUCGAUGUUCCAAGAAAUAUAAAAGGAGAAGAGAGAAAAAGAUUGAGAGCUGCUCAUGCAAG
Molecule: messenger RNA, 326 nt
Organism: Trichoplax adhaerens
Lineage: Eukaryota; Metazoa; Placozoa; Uniplacotomia; Trichoplacea; Trichoplacidae
Exons: 3
Source: RefSeq, a predicted model, not a curated record